AUGAGAAGAACGAGCAUACAACAGCAAGACAAGGAAAAUGAGAUGGAGAAGCCAAAGUUGAUGAAUCUAAUGCCGAUGCUGCUGCUGCAAAUGUUGAUCUGGAAGGGUUUAGGCACAAAGAGGGUUGGAUUGCCAAUGAUGAUGGAUGAUGAUUAUUUCUUCGAUGAAGAAGAUGCUCUCACAUCAAUCUAUCCUGACAACUUAGAUGAAAGCUUCGACAUUGGCGGUCUUUCUAGGGUGACCAAAGAUCAGUUCCGGCGCGGUUGUGAUCCUCAGGGGAUUCGCUGGGAUCAAAUCAACAUCACUCGGAGUACUUACAGGAAUCAGCGCUUGUUACAGUAUGAAAACUAUGAGAACCUCGACGAUUCUGCUCGUCCUCGCCCGCACUCUUCGCUCAAAGCUGAGAUCGACAGUCACGUGACGAACAGGGGACACUCCUUUUACGAGUUUGAGAACAGCGAGAAACAAGCCCGAGCAAACAUCGUUCAUUUUCAGCUGAGAAAUCUUGUUUGGGCAACGACAUCUCAUGACGUCUUCGUGACGCAGAUCUCACUUGAUGCACUUCAUAUGAGCACCAUGUGUGUCCAAGGAAGCAUUUGUGUUGCAGGAGGCUUCUUUGGAGAUCUGGUCUGUGUCAAGUUGCCUUCAGAUAUUCAUUCCGAUGACUUUACAAGAGCCUCAUCUCCGGAUACUGGCAAGGUAUUGUUUAGUGAGAAGAUAACAAGCGACGAGAACGCCAUCACCAACUCAAUCUUGCUACAGAGGUUUACCAUGGGGUUGCUUUGUGGGCAGAGUCUGAACAAGAGGCAGUCGAAGCAAGGAGCGCUGGAGGCUGUGAUAACAAACAACGAUAGCCAGAUCAGGAUCUUAGACGUUGACAACUCCUUCCGGGAAGUCAACAGAAUGCAUUUCCCUUGGCCUGUGAACUUUGCUACGCUCUCCCCUGAUAGAAAUCUUGUGUGUGUUCUGGGAGAUUCCACCGAGUGUAUGCUAAUGGACGUCACGACCUCGAGACGAGUUGCGGUCUGCGACAUGCAUCUGGAUUAUUCCUUUGCUGCUGCCUGGCAUCCUGACGGCAACAUCUUUGCCACGGGAAAUCAAGACAAGACUGCUCGGAUAUGGGAUAGGAGGAUGAUGAGGUGCCUGGCAACGCUCGGAGGUCGUCUCGGAGCUAUCCGGUCUCUUCGCUUCACUGAGGAUGGUCGCUACAUGGCCAUGGCAGAGCCCGCAGACUUCGUCCACAUCUUCGACGUCAAGAGCAACUUUGAGAACGUACAGGAGAUCGACAUCUUCGGAGAGAUCGCUGGAAUCAGCUUCAGUCCCGAAGAUGACGCCUUGUUUGUCGGUAUUUCUGAUCGCAUGUACGGAACCAUGAUGCAGUACCGCCGAAAGCUCAACGGCCUCUACGACUUUGACUUGCUACCUUGA
Guillardia theta CCMP2712 is the source of this 1428-nucleotide messenger RNA. RefSeq lists its product as hypothetical. Bases 1 to 1428 code for a protein of 475 amino acids. Gene Ontology annotation, molecular function: protein binding. The record is from RefSeq and is a predicted model, not a curated record. NCBI's taxonomy places the organism in Eukaryota, Cryptophyceae, Pyrenomonadales, Geminigeraceae. The transcript is spliced from 22 exons.